AUGGACUCUGUCAUCACUGCUUUUCAACAUCAUACUGGAAAUUCUAGCCAAUGUAAGAAUACAAGAAAAGGAAAUGAAAGCAAUGCCUCCUGUACCACCAACUGCUUGGCUCCUCUGGCCAAGGUCAUCCAUGACAACUUCGGCAUUGUGGAGGGACUCAUGACCACCGUCCAUGCCAUCACUGCCACCCAAAAGACUGUGGACGGCCCCUCUGGGAAGCUGUGGCAUGACGGCCGAGGGGCUGCCCAGAACAUCAUCCCUGCUUCCACUGGUGCAGCCAAGGCUGUAGGCAAGGUCAUCCCUGAGCUGAAUGGGAAGCUCACUGGCUUCGCCUUCAGUGUCCCCACCCCCAACGUGUCUGUUGUGGAUCUGACCUGCCGCCUGGAGAAAGCUGCCAAAUAUGAUGACAUCAAGAAGGUGGUGAAGCAGGCAUCAGAGGGCCCCCUUAAGGGCCUCCUGGGGUAUACUGAGGACCAGGUUGUCUCCUGCGACUUCAACAGUGACACCCACUCCUCUACCUUUGAUGCUGGGGCUGGCAUUGCUCUCAAUGACCACUUUGUCAAGCUCAUUUCCUGGUAUGACAAUGAAUUUGGCUACAGCAACCAGGUAGUGGACCUUAUGGUCCACAUGGCCUCUAAGGAAUAAGAGCCCCCUGAACCACCAGCCCCAGCCAGAGCAAGAGGAAGAAAGAGGCCCUCAGCUGCUGGGGAAUCCCUGCCCCAACUUAUCCCCUAAAACACUGAGAAUCUCCCAACCUUCACUGUUUCCAUCCCGACCCCCAGAAGA
Molecule: messenger RNA, 786 nt
Organism: Neogale vison (American mink)
Lineage: Eukaryota; Metazoa; Chordata; Mammalia; Carnivora; Mustelidae
Product: glyceraldehyde-3-phosphate dehydrogenase
Exons: 2
Coding region: 1-645 (214 amino acids)
Molecular function (GO): oxidoreductase activity, acting on the aldehyde or oxo group of donors, NAD or NADP as acceptor
Source: RefSeq, a predicted model, not a curated record